Messenger RNA from Microcebus murinus (gray mouse lemur), 5121 nucleotides. It is a transcript of the gene GLCCI1, whose product is annotated as glucocorticoid induced 1. The record is from RefSeq and is a predicted model, not a curated record. NCBI's taxonomy places the organism in Eukaryota, Metazoa, Chordata, Mammalia, Primates, Cheirogaleidae. Gene Ontology annotation, cellular component: cytoplasm.
AGCCCUUACAACCUGCUUACUGGGGCGUGUGCGUGUCUGUGGGUGUUGGGGCACGCGCAGGACACACAGGGACCCACUUUCGUAGUCUCGCUCUCACCUCAAAGGCUGUCAACUCUUACGCCCCUCCCUGCGCGCACAGCCCCCUUUUCACCCCAGCCUCCUCAUGCCCCGCCCCCAAAGUAGGAGGUACCACUGUCGUUGGAGGAUCCUCCUCUCACUCCUGUUCGAGAACCAAUCACUAGAGUUCUGGUGGAGAGCGGCGGAGCCAAUGGAUAUGCUCGUUUUGGCAGCUGCCGGGUCUGGAGCGCCGGGAGGCGGUGCCGGGGGCGGGGUGCAGUCGGGGGAUUAGUUGCCAUUCCGAGUGAGGAGUGGGUAGAAGCGGCGGCGGCGGCGGCGUUUGCGGUGGCGCGGAUCCCGCGGAGCUCCAGGCACCUCGAGGCCCUUUCCCCUCACCCCGGUCCCCAGAAGCAGGAGUCCCGGGCCUCCCUGCAGCUGCCGGGUUCUCCCGCGUGUGCAGCCCCGCGAGGGCUGAGGAGAAGGCUGCGAUCGGCCCCCUGGGCUGCGUGAUCCGGGCGGUUGCCCUGUCAGCGCGAUGCCCGGGGCGGCGGCUGCGGCGGCGGCUCCGGGCUCCUAGCGGCCCCGGCUGUGACCGCCACGCCGAGCCCAGCCGGGCGGUUGGGGCCGUUGGACGUUUGUUUUCGCAGCCCUCCCCUCCCCCCUCGCCGAGGCGGCGGGGGUGUGCGUUGGGAAGGGGGAGCCCUGAGACUCCUCCCCCUCCCCGAUACCCCCGCCCCUCCCCCUUACACACUCGCACGCACUAUCGCGCCGGCUCCCACACGCUCGCGCCUCUCCGCCCCGCGCCUCCGUGUCGGCCGGCGUCGUCCAGGGCCCGCGGAGCGACCAUGUCCACUGCCUCCUCCUCCUCCAGUUCCUCUCAGACCCCUCAUCCCCCGCCGCAGAGGAUGCGGCGCAGCGCCGCGGGCUCCCCGCCUGCCACCGCCGGGAGCGGGAACGGUGCGGGCGGCGGCGGCGUGGGCUGCGCCCCGGCUGCGGGAGCCGGCCGGCUGCUGCAGCCCAUCCGCGCCACGGUGCCCUACCAGCUCCUGCGGGGCAGCCAGCACAGUCCCACGCGCCUGCCCGCCGCCGCCGCCGCCGCGGAGCCGGCCGGCUGCUGCAGCCCAUCCGCGCCACGGUGCCCUACCAGCUCCUCCGCCGCCGCCGCCUCGCUGGGCAGCCUCCCGGGGCCCGGCGCGGCCCGCGGCCCCAGCCCGCCCAGCCCGACGCUGCCGUCGGCCGCAGCCCCGGCUGAACAGACGCCCCGGGCCAAGGGCCGCCCGAGACGGUCCCCUGAGAGUCACCGGAGGAGCAGCUCACCUGAGAGACGGAGCCCCGGCUCGCCCGUGUGCAGAGUGGACAGGCCAAAAUCUCAGCAAGUUCGAACAUCUAGUACAAUAAGGCGAACCUCCUCUUUGGAUACGAUAACAGGACCUUACCUCACAGGACAGUGGCCACGGGAUCCUCAUGUUCACUACCCUUCAUGCAUGAAAGAUAAGGCUACUCAGACACCUACCUGUUGGGCAGAAGAGGGAGCAGAAAAGAAGUCACAUCAGCGUUCUGCAUCAUGGGGGAGUGCUGAUCAACUAAAAGAGCAGAUUGCCAAAUUGAGGCAGCAACUACAACGCAGCAAACAAAGUAGUCGUCACAGUAAGGAAAAAGAUCGGCAGUCACCUCUCCAUGGCAACCAUAUAACAAUCAGUCACACUCAGGCUACUGGAUCAAGGUCCGUCCCUAUGCCACUGUCAAAUAUAUCAGUGCCAAAAUCAUCUGUUUCACGUGUGCCCUGCAAUGUAGAAGGAAUAAGUCCCGAAUUAGAAAAGGUAUUCAUUAAAGAAAAUAAUGGGAAGGAGGAAGUAUCCAAGCCAUUGGACAUACCAGAUGGUCGAAGAGCUCCACUCCCUGCUCACUACCGGAGCAGUAGCACUCGCAGCAUUGACACUCAGACUCCCUCCGUCCAGGAGCGUAGCAGUAGUUGCAGCAGUCAUUCACCCUGCAUCUCCCCAUUUUGUCCCCCGGAAUCCCAGGAUGGUAGCCCUUGCUCAACAGAAGAUUUGCUCUAUGAUCGUGAUAAAGACAGUGGGAGUAGCUCACCGUUACCCAAGUAUGCCUCAUCUCCCAAACCAAACAACAGCUACAUGUUCAAACGGGAGCCCCCAGAGGGAUGUGAGCGAGUGAAGGUCUUUGAGGAAAUGGCGUCUCGUCAACCUAUCUCGGCCCCUCUCUUUUCAUGUCCUGACAAAAACAAGGUUAAUUUCAUCCCAACUGGAUCAGCUUUCUGUCCUGUAAAACUUCUAGGCCCUCUCUUACCUGCUUCUGACCUGAUGCUCAAGAACUCUCCUAACUCUGGCCAGAGCUCGGCUCUGGCAGCUCUAACUGUUGAGCAGCUCUCCUCCCGGGUUUCCUUUGCAUCUCUUUCCGAUGACACCAGCACAGCGGGCUCCACAGAGGCCUCUGUUCAACAGCCAUCCCAGCAGCAGCAGCUCCUGCCAGAAUUGCAGGGCGAAGAACACAUCUCUGCUCAGAAUUAUGUGAUCAUCUAAAGCAAAGGGGGAGCUGGCCUCCACCCUGUGUUCCAUGGAUUAGGAACGUGAUCUCGGACAUCUAUAUGCAUGGAGUGACAAACUUUCUGAACACAACCACCAACAGCAAAAUACUUAUCAGCAUCAUAAAGUAUCUCUUAACACUGAUCUUGGCAGGGACGGAACUCCUAUUCAGCAGUUUUUGUGGAAAGCAGUAAUGCUUGCAAAACAUGUGUCAUUCGGCAUUUUAAGUGGAGACUAUGCAUUUCAUAGUAUGUUUGACAGAUUAGUACUGUGUCCUGUGUUUUGUUCCAAAUUCUUCAGUAUAAAUAAGCUCUAUAUCAAAAAGUUGCCUGUCUAAAUAGAAAAUGUCUUGCUGUGUUUUGUCCUAUGGAAAAUACUGUACUUCAGGAUUAUGUUUACAAUUGAUCCAGGUGUUUGUUUCUAACUUCUGUAAUACAUACAAUGCAAAAAAAAAAAAAAAAAUGGCCACAACAGUUGCACAGUGCCCACCCUAUGGCCUAGCUUCAGGUACUUCAGUUGAAGUCUAAACUCAGGUAACUUGGAAUGUAUAUCAUAUUGGGAUAUUAAAUAUUUCACAGCUAAAAAGCUAAAGAGGGAACAUCACUCUUUUGCCUUUUCUUAUUUUAUGCAUUUCCCUUUCCUCAUUACAUUCCAUAUUCUUAUUAGAAUAAGAAGUGCAUUCAGCCCUAGGAGAAUGAUAAUCCUGGACAUGGGUGAACAUGAGGAGAACCAGCAAAUCUGUGGUGUUUGACAUCACUUUGUCAUGUGGUUACCAGUAAAACAACUGUUGCAUUCACUGUUUCAACAUGUGUAAAUUGUGGCUUUUUUUUAAAAGUUCAGGUGUUGCUAAGUUAAGGACUGUUACAAUGUUGCAAAUGAAGUGUUCAGUACUAGACUGUACAUAAACAUUCCACAUUGUGUGUGAUGAAAUUUAAAGAUAAGAAUGUCUAGAUUUAAUUUCAAAAUAAGUGAAGUGUUUGACAGGGGAUGGUUGAGAUUUUUUGUUUAUAUUGGCCAUCAGGGUCAUAAAUGUUACCGUCUUAUCUAAAAGUAUAUUUAUGUUUAGUUCUCUUUUAGAAAUUCUUUAAUUUUCAGGUUAAAAAGUGACAUACUUUUGGUUAUCGUUUUCCUCAAGCAGUUCAAGUGUAUGAGUUGCAUUCACAUGAAGAGAAUACUUGGGCCGCAGAAUGUGGUGACUUAUAAGAGCAAUAGUUUGAAGCUGUCUUGUUUAAGCCUUUCAUAAUACUAUCAUGAAUAGUUUUGUUAAGAUUUGGGAUGUGUGAAGUAGAACAUAAACCCAAGUAAAUAGCCUUGAACUUGCAGACUUGACAUAAGUUCUCCACAAAGUGUGAAGAGAGCCCUGGAUAUUCCUCACUGGGCAGUGGGAGAGCCCAACUUUCAGACCUUGUUUUCUGCAGCACAACGCAAGUAUCCAAAAGUAAAGGGAAACUUUUGUAUUUUUAUUCCAUUCCUUUCAGUUCAAUAAAACCUAGAGUUGUUUUCAUCUGCACCUAAAGUGUACGGGACAAUUUUCUUAAGAAUUAGGGAAACAGGUGCCCACAGUUAAAGGAACGUUUCAGUUCCCUUCAGUCAUUCCUGGGUUUUUCUUUGUUUUGUUUAUUUCUCACAGAGGUUGAAGAAGGAUGAGGUGGUGAUAGAGAAGAAAGCAAUGCCAUUGAUUUUUUUUUUUAAUGAUAUAUGUGUAUAUGUUUGUGUGUGUGUAUUCUGUGUAUUAUUUUGUCAUGAUCCCAAUUCUUUCCACCAAAGUUUGCAGUAAUAUUCUCUCCUGAAGGUGCAUUUUGGCUCCUUUAAAUUAGUCAGUGUUAUAUUGUAGGAGACUGUCAUGGAAAAAAGGACUCAGUUUACUUUUGCCAUUUUCACAGGGGAACCUUUUAAAACAAUCUUUUCAGCAGCAGAUACCUUUAACCCUAAUAAUCUCAGGCCUUGAUGAAAAUACUAUAUUUUGUAGAUUAUGGGUAAAGGGAGAAAAUUACUAGUUCCGUAAGAUAAAUAUGAGCUCCAUUUAACUUCUGAUAUCUGGUUUAGCAUUACAUAAUAUGUUGAUCUUAUGCUCUGCUUUUGUCCAAAUAAGAUGCAAUAGUAUCAAUAUCAAUUUCAGAAAGAUGGACUGAAUAUGCUUUUUUGGUGAUGAAAUCUGAUGUACGAUAUUUAUAGUGACAUGUGCUUUUAUUUUCUCAUGAGAAACUAAAUAUUGUGUUGUACAUUUGUUCUUAGCAUAUAUAAAAGUUUUGAACCAAAUGUGUUAAAGCUUAUGCUUUGCCAUGUAAAUUUCCCAGAAGUUGUUGAGCUCAAAUGUAUCCUACAUCCAGCUGUAGAAAUUUGUCAGAAAUUGUUUAAAUUUUGUAUAUAGUUGUACUGUUUAAUUCUAGCCACUGCGCUGAACAGUAUUCGAGUUACCAUACAAUAUGGCUUUACACGAGGAAAUGUGUGGCUUUUGUUUUGUAUUUUUUCAGUAUAGAAGUUCCUGUGUCUUAUUUAAAUAAAGUUAUUAGUAAAACUG